This is a messenger RNA of Penicillium chermesinum, 957 nucleotides long. It is a transcript of the gene pmp47, whose product is annotated as putative peroxisomal membrane protein Pmp47. Gene Ontology annotation, cellular component: peroxisomal membrane. The record is from RefSeq and is a predicted model, not a curated record. The coding region runs from base 1 to 957 and encodes 318 amino acids. Gene Ontology annotation, molecular function: AMP transmembrane transporter activity; ADP transmembrane transporter activity; ATP transmembrane transporter activity. The transcript has 3 exons. Lineage: Eukaryota; Fungi; Ascomycota; Eurotiomycetes; Eurotiales; Aspergillaceae.
AUGUCCGAACGCCCUCAGCAGAAGGCCGCCCCCACGGCAGCGGUCCAGCAAAGUGAUAAUAUCGCACAUGCCUUAGCUGGAGCUGGUGGAGGAAUCCUGUCCAUGGUCUUGACGUACCCUCUCAUCACUCUGUCGACAAGGGCCCAGGUGGAGUCCAAACGCGCGCAUUCUAGCAAUCUCGAUGCCGUUCGUCGAAUCGUCCAGCGGGAGGGAAUCUCAGGGCUAUAUUCGGGCUUGGAGUCGGCUCUGUUCGGGAUCAGCGUCACCAACUUCGUAUAUUACUACUGGUAUGAAUGGACUCGGUCCGCUUUUGAGGGGGCCGCAGUAAAGGCUGGCCGGGCCUCGAAGAAGCUCACAACUGUCGAGUCCAUGAUCGCUGGUGCUAUUGCAGGAAGCGCCACCGUUUUGAUCACCAACCCCAUUUGGGUGAUCAAUACUCGCAUGACUGCCCGCAAGUCGGAAUCGGAGGAGUCCCUUCCAGGAGGCCCACAGAAGACCAAGGCUUCUACGUUAAGUACGCUGAUGGAACUGCUACGCCAAGAGGGACCCAGAGCGCUAUUUGCCGGGGUUCUGCCUGCAUUGAUCCUUGUGAUCAAUCCAAUUUUGCAGUACACGAUCUUCGAGCAAUUGAAGAACGUGGUUGAACGCCGCCGCCGGAUGACUCCAAAGGAUGCAUUUUAUCUUGGCGCAUUGGGAAAGAUCUUGGCCACCAGCAUCACAUAUCCUUAUAUUACCAUCAAGAGCCAAAUGCACGUGGCCAGCAAGAAUGGCCCGAAGGAGAGCCUGAAUAAGAGCCUCAAACGAAUUGUCGAUGAGGAGGGAUGGUCAGGACUGUACAAAGGUAUCGCCCCCAAGGUGACCCAAAGUGCUAUCACUGCCGCCUUCUUGUUCGCCUUUAAAGACGUCCUCUAUGACACGAUGGUAUCUAUGCGCAGGAAGAGUCUUGCGCGUAAAUAA